CCCGGGAGCCGCGGCGCCCACUGCCCCCCGCAGCGGGGGAGGAGGAGGGACCGCGGCGCAGGAAGCCGAGCAGGAAGCGAGCCCGGCCGCCGCGUUUUCCUGGGGAAGCGGCGGGUGGAGCGGAGCCCGCGGGCCCGGGAGCCGCCGCCCGAUGGGAAACAUUCAUUGAUUGUAUGCUGUUGGCCAGUGACUGAGUAUAAGCAAAAUGAAAAUCCUACCCUGAAAAUCCUCCAUCCCAAAGUGUUGAAAAAAUUUCUAGAGCUUUGGAAAGCUGAAUGGACUAAACAUGAAGAGCUUGAAAGCCAAGUUCAGGAAGAGCGACACCAACGAGUGGAACAAGAAUGAUGACCGGCUGCUACAGGCUGUGGAGAAUGGAGAUGCGGAGAAGGUGGCCUCCCUGCUGGGCAAGAAGGGAGCCAGUGCCACCAAGCAGGACAGCGAGGGCAAGACCGCCUUUCAUCUUGCUGCUACAAAAGGGCAUGUGGAAUGCCUCAGGGUCAUGGUGACACAUGGCGUGGAUGUGACUGCCCAAGAUACUGCCGGACACAGUGCUUUGCACCUGGCAGCCAAGAACAGCCACCACGAAUGCAUCAGGAAGCUCCUUCAGUCUAAAUGCCCAGCCGAAAGUGUUGACAGCUCUGGGAAAACAGCUUUACAUUAUGCAGCGGCUCAGGGCUGCCUUCAAGCUGUGCAGGUUCUUUGUGAGCACAAAAGCCCUAUAAACCUCAAGGAUUUGGAUGGGAAUAUACCACUGCUGCUGGCAGUACAAAAUGGCCACAGUGAGGUCUGUCGCUUUUUGCUGGACCAUGGAGCAGAUGUAAAUUCCAGGGACAAAAGUGGAAGAACUGCUCUCAUGCUGGCUUGUGAGAUCAGCAGCUCUAAUAUCGUGGAAGCCUUAAUUAAAAAGGGUGCAGACCUAAACCUUGUAGAUUCUCUCGGACACAAUGCCUUACAUUAUUCCAAACUCUCAGAAAAUGCAGGAAUUCAAAGCCUUCUAUUAUCAAAAAUCUCUCAGGAUUCUGAUUUAAAGACACCAACAAAACCAAAGCAGCAUGAUCAAGUCUCUAAACUAAGCUCAGAAAGAAGUGGAACUCCAAAAAAACGCAAAGCUCCACCACCUCCUGUCAGUCCUACUCAGUUGAGUGACGUGUCUUCCCCAAGAUCAAUAACUUCAACACCACUUUCGGGAAAGGAAUCUGUGUUUUUUGCCGAACCACCCUUCAAGGCUGAGAUCAGUUCUAUACAAGAAAACAAAGACAGACUAAGUGACAGCACCACAGGUGCUGAUAGCUUGUUGGAUGUAAGUUCUGAAGCUGACCAACAAGAUCUUCUUGUCUUGUUGCAAGCAAAAGUCGCUUCUCUUACCUUACACAAUAAGGAAUUACAAGAUAAAUUACAGGCCAAAUCACCCAAGGAGGCUGAAGCAGACCUGAGCUUUGAUUCCUACCAUUCCACUCAAACUGACUUGGCUCCACCCUUGGGAAAACCUAAUGAAACUUCUCCAGACUCCAAACCAUCUCCAUCUGUCUUAACAAAUUCCUUGAGUAAAUCCACUCUCGACAGUGAGGGCCGAAUUCAGCAACUACAAGAGAUUUUGCAAGACCUGCAGAAAAGACUGGAGAGCUCCGAAGCAGAGAAGCAGCAGCUCCAGGCUGAGCUCCAGUCCAGAAGGGAGGAACCAGUGUAUGUAAACAGUGCAGAGAUUUCUGAGAACGGCUCUGACCUCAGCCAGAAACUGAAAGAAACCCAGAGCAAGUAUGAGGAGGCAAUGAAAGAAGUCCUCAACGUGCAGAAGCAGAUGAAACUGGGCCUCGUCUCGCCCGAAAGUGUGGACAGUUAUUCGCGUCUCCAGGAGCUAAGGAUCACCGAGGAGGAAAUAGAUGUGCUAAAGCAGGACCUCCAGAACGCAGUAGAAGAAAGUGAGAGAAAUAAAGAAAAAGUGAGAGAGCUAGAAGAAAAACUUCUAGAGAGGGAGAAAGUUAUGGUGAUUAAGCCUCCCGUGGAAGAGUACGAGGAAAUGAAAAGUUCAUAUUGCUCUGUUAUUGAGAACAUGAAUAAGGAGAAAGCAUUUUUGUUUGAGAAGUACCAAGAGGCCCAAGAAGAAAUCAUGAAAUUAAAAGAUGCCCUCAAGAGUCAGAUGACACAGGAGGCCGGCGACGAAGCUGAGGACAUGAAAGAGGCCAUGAACAGGAUGAUAGAUGAACUCAACAAACAGGUGAGCGAGCUGUCCCAGCUGUACAAGGAAGCACAGGCUGAGCUGGAGGAUUAUAGGAAGAGGAAAUCUCUAGAAGACGUAACGGCCGACUAUAUCCAUAAAGCGGAGCAUGAGAAACUGAUGCACGUGACGAACGUAUCCAGAGCUAAGGCAGAAGAGGCCCUGUCCGAAAUGAAGUCUCAGUACUCAAAGGUGUUGAAUGAGUUGACCCAGCUCAAACAGCUGGUGGAUGCACAGAAAGAGAACUCUGUCUCCAUCACAGAACAUUUGCAAGUGAUAACCACGCUGCGGGCUACUGCCAAAGAGAUGGAGGAAACGAUAAGCGGUCUCAAAGAACACCUCGCAAGCAAGGAAGGAGAAGUGGCAAAGCUGGAGAAGCAGCUCCAGGAAGAGAAGGCCGCGAUGACCGACGCCAUGGUGCCCAGGUCUGCCUACGCAAAGCUCCAGUCGUCAUUAGAAAGCGAAGUGAGUGUGUUGGCCUCCAAAUUGAAGGAUUCGGUGAAAGAGAAGGAGAAGGCCCAUUCGGAGGUUGCCCAGAUGAGAAGUGAGGUCUCCCAGAUGAAAAGGGAAAAGGAGAAUAUUCAGGCUCUCUUCAAAGCCAAAGAGCAGGAAGCCCAUGAAUUCCGGCAGCAAUUCCAGCACGCUCAGGAAGAGCUGGCCGAGCUGAAGAGACAGUCGGAGAGCUCUUCCAGACUGGAGGAGGAUAAAGACAAGAAGAUCAGUGAGAUGUCGAAGGAAGUCACCAAGUUGAAGGAGGCUCUGAACAGCCUGUCACAGCUCUCGUACUCCGCGAGCUCAUCCAAGAGGCAGAGUCAGCAGCUGGAAGUGCUGCAGCAGCAGGUCAAGCAGCUCCAGAACCAGCUGGCUGAAUGCAAGAAACAACACCAGGAGGUCAUAUCUGUUUACAGAAUGCAUCUUCUGUAUGCUGUGCAGGGCCAGAUGGAUGAAGACGUCCAGAAAGUACUGAAGCAAAUCCUUACCAUGUGUAAAAACCAGUCCCAGAAAAAGUAAAAUGGCUCCCUCAGCAGGACACUGCCCCCCUUGUUGUCCAUCUUCGUGGUAGAUCUGGAGUUGUCGGCAACCACUGCCAUUGUGCUCCCCCGUGGUACACACCGUGGCCUAGCAGAGCUUUUUCCUUUCCAAAGGCAGCUUUCUGAGGACUGGGCCCUGGAGAAGACUGUCCUCCUCACAACCGCUUAAGGACUUCAGAGCAGCAGAGGUGACACUCCCUCCUAUUAUCCCUUCAGAUCCCGGAGCUGGGGUCAGCCACACCCAGGGGCUGGUCCUGGUGCUGGCGGCUGGGCACCCUCCUUGGUAGCUGAGGGGAUUCCCCGGCUCCAUGUUGCUUUUGUCCCUCCACUCAGGCUGUGCCAUUCAGCACCGGGGGGGGGGGGGG
Molecule: messenger RNA, 3611 nt
Organism: Nyctereutes procyonoides (raccoon dog)
Lineage: Eukaryota; Metazoa; Chordata; Mammalia; Carnivora; Canidae
Gene: RAI14
Product: retinoic acid induced 14
Exons: 19
Coding region: 287-3226 (979 amino acids)
Molecular function (GO): actin binding
Source: RefSeq, a predicted model, not a curated record